AUGGACUGCGGAAGCGGUACAGCAGCUGCGGGGAUCGACCCCAAAAUUCUCGAUAACUGGCAAACCGACGGUGCUUUCUCCGUCGCUUCCUGGGAGCAUCUCGGAUACGAUCAACCGCCCGAGUGGGACACAAGUCAGGAAUCGAGCCAGUGUGCCGAUGUCGCGGAUCUCGGCGCCUUCCAUGACCCUCUGACGGGGGCUCUGCUUGAUCGUCCUCGCGAUCCCACUCAACCGACGGGAAACAGGAACAGUCGCAACGUGACGGAAAAUUUCAAUUACACCGAUGGUCUCUUCGAAGGGACUGCCAGCGGCACCAUCAGCCCGCGCACGCUACCCUCGUCAGCUGACGACAAUUUCCAGAGUGAGGAAACGUGGCCGCACUUUCAACUUUUCAAUUCAGUCGGCGCGGGGGUGAGCCUCGAGCAUCCCAUUCUUUACCCAUACGGAAAGACUUCAACAAACUCGACCCAUGCCGUGAUCGUGGACGACGUGGGCGACUUGUCCCAGGGCCAGGGCUUCCCUGAUGUUACCAGUGAAGCCCUAAUGUUCCAGCAAAUUCCGCCCACGUUUCCCAUGAUGACCGACCAGUGGUCCGAAAUGCCCACUCACGCUCCCGUGGAGAGUCAUUCCCCUCAACCGCCCGCGUCCGGUGCAACGAUCUCCAAUCACGCAAAGAACCAACAGCCCUCGUUACGAACACUCGAAUCCCGCUGGUUGAACAGUCUGGAGUCGCAGCUUCCGGUUUCACAAAUGUCUCCGCCUGCUCUUCCAACGGCGCAAAAGACCCGUCUUCCAAUGGAAGGGUUCCAGUAUAAAUCUGAGAGCUCUUCUGUGGCGGGAGAGAUUCCAGCGUUCUACGAGUGCUCAUUCUCGGCCACGAGUGAGGAUGUCCCGGCCAUUGCCGACCAGUCAGGUGAAGAUGACGCUCAAUGGAAGUUAUCAACACUUGACCCAACGCCUUCGGAGGACGAUCAGCCCGCGACAAAGACCAUUGCAUUCAUGAUCAGCGACAGUUCUGCUGAUUCAUUGACUGGCACGUUCCCCUCCCGUUCGCGAGCCUCCUCGGUGGCUGGCCAGCAUCCCAGCGCCCGACCCACCGUCCUGGCCAUGCAGUCGGUCGCUACUGUGCGGAAGCGCAAAGUUCGCAGCAACGGCUCUUCCAUCGAUAUGGGCCUGACCAAACCACUGCAAAUUGUCCAGGAAGAUGGCCAGGGCGGCUCGAUUGCCUCGGCAGAUUUCGUGUCACCUCCAAGAGGCGCGCGUCGCAAGGGGCCCCUGAGUAUGGUCGGUCGAGCCAAUGCCGGCCUCCGACGCAAGAACAAGGACACCUGUGUUCAGUGUAGAUUGAAUAAGCGCAAGUGUGACGGAAGUUCACCAUGCGACGCCUGCCGUCCGACCCUUAACGAGCAGCCUUGCGCUCGUGCCUGCUUCUCCAGCAUCGUGGAGUUUGGCACAUGCAACUACAUCUCUCAACGCGCGGUCAAUCAUCCCACCCUGGAUGGAUCGCGAAGAGUGCGAAUGGAGAUUCCAUCCGAGUUUGACCUCAGCCAGCUGCUCUCUUUCCUCAAUGAGCGCCAAGGACGCUUCAACAUCCGAGCCACUCAAGCAUGGGGAUCUCUCUACGUUCUUGACCUGGGUGAGACGUACAAAUUCCUGAAAAGUUUGAGCGAGUACAACGGCAAUUCCAAGUCAACUUUCCUCGAAUUCAUUGAUCGUCGGAUCGUCGAAUCCAAGGACAAGUCGAAAAAUUGGCUGUCUUGUGUCAAAGAUUGCGAUCCAAUGACUCAAGCAUACACUCUACUGUCUCGGUGGAACAAUAUGCCAUCGCGCGCGAAAUACACCUUUGUGCCUGUCGAUGGCGAUGGUGAAGAGCGCCCGAUGGACAUCAACAACCCGGAAGAGCGACGUGAUAUCCUGUUGGCUGCCCAGCUCUCCCGAAUUGUCUGCCGCAUGCUCGAGGUAGAGGGCUUCCGAAAACUUGAGCGAGAUUUUUACAACAUCAAGUGGAAGCAAAUUUCUCACGAGACCCAUGUUCGCUUCCUCGGUGAGUUGGGACAGAUCCUUCUGACCUUACGUUGGCGAGUGUCCUGGUGGAAGCGUCUGGGUGAUGGCGGUCAGGCUCCGGAUCCCUCACAACAGCAUUACAUUGAUCGUGUUGAGCUGCUCUGCCGGAUCUUGUACGUCUACUACACGUGUGUACUGGCGAAGCUGCCUUCGUGGUCUAUGACAGACGUACCCAAGGGAAUUUGGUCUACCUACGCAGACUCGGAGAACCCCAUCUGGGAUGAUUUCCCGUCUGAUGCAUCCGAUGCUGGAUUCCAGUCUUGGCUCGACCGUGGCCAGGAGCUCAUUGAGCAAGCCGGUGUUCCUUCGAAAAUUUCAAAGUUCUGA
This is a messenger RNA of Penicillium diatomitis, 2391 nucleotides long. RefSeq names its product Zn(II)2Cys6 transcription factor domain-containing protein. Lineage: Eukaryota; Fungi; Ascomycota; Eurotiomycetes; Eurotiales; Aspergillaceae. Gene Ontology annotation, molecular function: DNA-binding transcription factor activity, RNA polymerase II-specific; zinc ion binding. The transcript is spliced from 5 exons. Bases 1 to 2391 code for a protein of 796 amino acids. Gene Ontology annotation, biological process: regulation of DNA-templated transcription. The record is from RefSeq and is a predicted model, not a curated record.